GUGUUCAGUGUAGGGGUUUAGAUUGCAACUGUUUGCCGUGGAGAAGGGGAGAGUGCUUCGCCGUUGAGGUGUGUGAAAGUUAAAGUAGCCUACAGCCCUGCCGGUAGUUGGAAGAGGGGCGUGAGGGUGCCCGUCUCCGCAUGGAGCUCGGAGAAGCCCUGGUGAAUGCUUUCGAGGGCACAGCUAGCGGCCACGCGCAGACAUUUGCUCUGGAGUUCUCCCCAGGCUUAGGUCGAAGCAAAAGCCCUCCGCACCCAAAAUCCCUCUGCACGCAAAACCCGCUUUCUGAGAAUACCCCCUGGUCCAGUACAAGAUGUUAUUUACAGCCCCCGUAGGGGUACAGCCACAGAGUGUGAGGGGACGCGGGCUAACGCGGGGUAACACGGCGGCCUCUUGGAAACCUGCCCUGGCCUAAUGAAAUGGGAAAACUGAAAACCCACUUGGGCAGGAAUGAGAAUAAAUAAAUAAUGUGUAUCUAGAGCCUCGGUGCAGGAAGAAGAUAAAAGCUGCUGAUAACACAUGUUUCUGAAAGCGAAGGUGAAGAAAAGAAGUGCAGGCGCAGUGUCUCUUGUCGCAGCGCUCCGAAGUAUCUAGAUCUGGAGUGGAAUAGCUGUUGCUUCCAUCCUGCUUCAGGACCUACUGCAGCUCUGUGAUUCCUGAUCUGUGCUUGAUUGCCUCAGGGGGUCCUGACAUGAUGGCAUCUUCCAGAUUUCUCAUCCUUAUAGCAUUGGCAUUUUCCUCUUUGUCCUUUGUUUUUUCGCAUUCAAACAGGGAGAUGUGGUUUCAGGAUUUCUUUCCACCUAACACAUGCCCUAUAAAUGCCAAAGGCAACACUUUUUAUGGCAUAAUGUUUGACGCAGGAAGCACUGGAACCCGGAUUCACAUAUACACCUUUGUGCAGAACAGCCCAGAAAACCUUCCAGAGUUGGAAGGGGAAAUCUUUGAGUCUGUGAAGCCAGGUCUUUCUGCAUAUGCUGAUCAGCCUGAAAAGGGUGCUGAAUCCAUCAAAAGAUUGCUGGACAUGGCCAUAGAGGCUGUGCCACCUCAUCUCUGGAAGAAGACCCCUGUAGUGUUAAAAGCCACAGCUGGACUGCGCUUGCUGUCAGAAGAGAAAGCUCAAGCGCUGCUUUUAGAGGUGAGAGAAGUCUUUGAGGAAUCACCAUUUCUUGUUCCAGAGGACAGUGUUAGCAUCAUGGAUGGGUCUUAUGAAGGAAUUUUAGCCUGGAUCACUGUGAACUUUUUGACAGGGCAGCUGUCUGGCCAGAACCUGCAUACUGUUGGCACUCUGGACUUGGGAGGAGCCUCAACCCAAAUCACAUUCCUGCCACGGUUUGAGGAAACUUUGAAGGAAACCCCUGGGGAUUUUCUUACCUCAUUUGAAAUGUUUAAUAGCACCUACAAGCUCUAUACCCACAGCUAUUUGGGGUUUGGACUAAAAGCUGCCAGACUAGCAACGCUUGGAGCUUUGAAUAUGGAAGCUGUGGAUGGACAAAUGUUCCGCAGUUCUUGUUUGCCAAAGCAGCUUGAAGCAGAGUGGCACUUCGGGGGAGUGAAAUACCGGUAUGGUGGCAACAAAGAAGGAGAAACAGGAUUCAAGCCUUGCUACUUGGAAGUACUCAAGGUUGUCAAAGGGAAACUGCACCAACCAGAUGAGAUUCGUGGAAGUUCCUUCUAUGCUUUCUCCUAUUACUAUGAUCGAGCAGUUGACACCAACCUUAUUGAUUAUGAACAGGGAGGUGUUUUGGAAGUGAGAGAUUUUGAAAGAAAAGCCAAAGAAGUCUGUAACAACAUGGAGAGGUACAACUCAGCCAGCCCUUUCCUCUGCAUGGAUCUCACUUACAUCACUGCUUUAUUAAAGGAAGGUUUUGGAUUUAGGGACAACACACUCUUACAGUUAACAAAGAAAGUGAACAACAUAGAGACAAGCUGGACUUUGGGUGCUACCUUUCACCUGCUGCAGUCUCUGGGAAUAACCUAUUGAACUGUGACAUUCUUGUGGACUUCAGCAUUUCUGAAAGUCUGAGAAAGCAAAUUGAAAUCUCCCAGGUACGUUGUUCAGCUGGAAUUGGUCACAGAGCAGAACAUGGACCAAAGCUACAGAUCUUCACCCGGGAUUGGCAUCGUGCACAAUGAGAGUUACCACAGUAUGACUUAAAUUGUGAUUGCCACAAAUGAUCCAGAAGCUGCCUUCUGAAAGUCACAAGGCCUAAACUCCAGCAGAGUGUCUGCAAGGGGCUCAAAGCCAGCUUUCACCAGCACGUUUGUAUAGGUUCCCAUGGCUAGAAGCACAGAGUACCUGGCAUGUGGUGGCAGACUACAGACAUGUGACUUCCCCUCGCCCUUUUAUUUCAAACCUACAUAACUUAAGUUUGCUUAUGAGACGUUAAAUACAGAAAUUAAAGAUGGCAUCAACAGUCAUUCAUAGAAAAGUGAACAACUGUGGAUGCUGCCAGCCUCAGCAUUCCAAGACUCAGCUGUUAGCUUAGCUAAUAAUACAAGAAGACUCCAGUCUUUCAAGAAGGAGCCUGCUAUAAGCACACUUUGGGCUUGGUUUUGGGAAAGGUGUUGGCUAAAACAUAGGUUGUAAUUUACCAAACAUUUCUUCAGGCAGCAGUCAUUUCCUAAGUGUCUAUACUGUACAUCUGGCUGCCAUACCCGAUAACUUGAUUCAUUUAGCAUGUAGUCAUAACACGUGGUUGUGCUGGCACAGCUAGGCAGCGAUGCCAGCUACUUCAAGGAAAUGCUUGUCAUGUUGCUCCCACAAGGACUUAAGGGUGCAGUCAGAUGAAAUGGCUGAUCUGAAAGCUCACUUUGCCAUGAGAGGCAGUUUUGUUUCUGUGCUCUCAGCACGGCCCUCCCACAGCCAUCUUUCCUCUGAUGCUCAUGCUCCUCAGGUUCUUUGGUGAACUGAUUCACGACACCAAACUUGAGUUAAAUCAGCUCACCAAAGAGUCAAGUCUAAUACUAGCACAAGGGAAAUAGACACUGCACAGCCCGGGAGACCCACUGGCCCAGCGAGCUGGUAGAACACAGCCCAUUUUGUCAGAGUGAGCUCUAGGGUGUGAUUUCCCAUCUCAAAGUUUGGGCUUAUCGUUUCCUAUGCUCUCCUUAGGAACCUCUUCUGAAUGCAGCACAGUGAUGAAACAAGUUGUUUUUUCAGUUGUUUAACAGACAAAAAUAGGGAGAGUGGAAUUAGGGAGAACAAGAGCAGAAGUAGCUAUGCUUUCUUAUCCCUUGUUUGCUUAUCCUUUGUCCAUUUUAAAUUGUUUUAAACUUCAUUUCUCUUCAAUUUAAUAUAGCAAACUUGGACCCAUAAAGUGGUGUAUGCAGCCCUGCAUUGCUCUGGCAUUAUUUUUAAUAUAUACAGUCAGUCUUUAGGAACAGCGCAUCCAGUGAAGGGGUGUCAGCUGUUUAGGAAGUCCAAGACUUCUGUCAGGAUAGCAUGAAGCUAAACUGUUACUCAAAUCACUGAAUCUUGCCAUCUCUUUCACACCAAACACAUAAAAGCAAUGAAGAUCAGUAUUUUAAAUAAAGCGUCUUGUCACACAGGCUAGAAAGCUGGGCUGUAGGAUCUAAUUGGCUGUAGAGAACAUCAAGAUUGCUUGAAUACCUUGAGGCUCCAUGUGUGGACUUUACAGCUGUUUCUGCUAAGGACAUUGCAGAGACAACCUACUCCACCCCAUGAAAUAAUUUGCAGCUAGUCCAAAAUUAAUAUUUUGUACUCACCAUGGAAUGUGUAAGGUAAAAAUGAAUUUACUCCAGUUGUAAGAACAGAGUAAAUUCAUUCCUCACAUGACUAAGAGAAGCUUUUACCCACAGAUCCUGUGAUGAACACUUUCCUUUCAGGCAUUUGCAGCUACCUGUUUGCUGUAACACACCUUUCCCACUUCUGUAAAACCAAAGACUGCCCUCAUGCUACCUUCUCUGCAAUCUGGGCUUGAAAGUAAUUGGUACUUCCUAGCAAGGGGAGGAAGUAGCACACUCAUGCCCUCGCUAAUCUUGGCAAGCAGUUGGAGACUCUGAAAUUUGCCUUACUGUGAACAUUAGUCCACUUCCUCUAGUUAGCGGCACAAGUUUGACUGUGGCCAAUUAAGAUGCUCCCUUCCUGUAUCUCAGGUUUUAUGGCACUAGGGUGCAAGGUGUGCUUUGGAUUGAACAAGCUCAGUCAGCGCCAGGAGUCCAAGGGUUGGGGAUGGAGCUAUCUGUACUUGUCCCACCACCGACACCUUGCUGUGAAUUAAAGCUGUUUCUUUGAAAUAAGAAAUGCUUAUCCUACCUGUACUUCUUACCAGAGUCUGAUUUGAGAUCUGUGUUGCAAAAUUUCUCAGUGUCACACCAAACUUGUGUUCCUUCUUCACUAGGAGCUUCUGUUUGAACAUGAAGAAAGUCGUGGCUGCUUCUCAACCACAAACUUUUCUUAUUCCCCUUCCUAGUGUUUGGCAAAACUUAGUAUGUGGUCUGGUCUGCAUAACAAGGUGACUGCACACACAUUCAUUUUGUCUUUAAUGAACUUUGUAUUCAUUUUAGUAUUCUCAGAAAACACAAAGUAGGACGCAGUGGUUACUAGCCAGGCUGCAUUACUCCCAAGAACUAGCUAAUUUAAUAAUCCAAAAGUCGUCUUUCAGUCUGAGCCCGUGCUGUGACAAGCACUUCCUAGAUCUUAGGGCUAAGAGCCGUAAGCAGUGAAGCUGUAUUUGCAACAGGAAGAGAAGGUGGGAUGUUAACAUGUAAGGAACAAGCAGCAGCAGCAUAUCUGCCAACUGAACAGACAUUAGCCCUGAGGAGUACUUAAGGGUUUGGUUUUGUCUGAAGGGAGGGUGGUCUAGAACGAGUACCACGCAGAGGAAGUUUAUUUUCUGUGUUCUUUGCCUCAGACUCUGGUACUACAAAUGCUAGGUGGGAGCAUCUGCUUCCCAGCACCAAAGCGGCAUUGAAUAUGAAUGCUCAGGGCCUUCCUUUGUCAGUGGCACAAUUCAUUAACUGAAGCAAAACUGCUGCUGUCUAUCAGGGGCCUGAUCCUGCAGUCACAAGAGAAACAAAAAUUCAGCUCAAAGGUUUCUUUUACAAGAAAUUGCAGAAUUGAGCCCCUGCUGUUUACAUCUGAACUACUUAUGGUGUGUGUGGGAUCUAGAGAAGCCAGUCAAGUCCUCACACUCACCCUAGUGCAAUGAGAUUAUUUAUUAGCUUAACUAGGCUAAGCAGCCUUUUAAGAGAAGAGUUCUACUUGCAGCCCUGAUUUUUCUCCUGUAAUGUCUUUUAGCCAGUCACUAACUGGAACUGCCUCAUAUGAGUGACUGAAGAAGCACAAGUAAUGGCUUUCAGUUCAAAACUUCAUUUUGUUCCUUCUGGUGUUAGUUCCCGAUAUUGGUCAACCAUAUGUGUAAAUCUUUCUUUUGGGCAGCACUAGCUUAAUUCUGUGAGUGUCAGAAGUCUAAUGCAGGAGGCUGGUGUUUGGAACCUAAAACCAGAAUAUCCUGAAUACCUAUUUUAGUAAUUAAAGCAUUUUAAACAAUA
Molecule: messenger RNA, 5514 nt
Organism: Athene cunicularia (burrowing owl)
Lineage: Eukaryota; Metazoa; Chordata; Aves; Strigiformes; Strigidae
Gene: ENTPD5
Product: ectonucleoside triphosphate diphosphohydrolase 5
Exons: 15
Coding region: 692-1981 (429 amino acids)
Biological process (GO): nucleoside diphosphate catabolic process
Cellular component (GO): membrane
Molecular function (GO): GDP phosphatase activity; UDP phosphatase activity
Source: RefSeq, a predicted model, not a curated record